CAUCUCUACAGAACUCUCUCGUUCGAAUUUUCAUCUCGUCGACAUACCACAAGCUCUGCUGUCGAUUGAGGAACCAUGUCGUCUCAACCUGUUUCAAUCGUCUGCGUCGGCAUGGCCGGCUCCGGCAAGACGACUUUUAUGCAGCGCAUCAAUUCUCAUCUUCACUCCAAGAAGUCUCCUCCAUAUGUUAUUAACCUUGAUCCUGCUGUGCGAAACGUGCCGUUUGACAGCAACAUUGAUAUCCGCGACUCUGUCAAUUACAAAGAGGUCAUGAAACAAUACAAUUUGGGACCGAACGGGGGGAUCAUCACCUCGCUCAAUCUCUUUUCCACCAAAAUUGACCAAAUCCUGGGCCUCCUCGAGAAGCGAACGGCUCCGGACCUGGAGAAUCCCACCGUACGGCCGAUUAAAAACAUACUCAUCGACACACCCGGCCAGAUUGAAGUGUUUGUCUGGAGUGCAUCUGGAAGUAUUCUUCUAGACUCUCUCGCAUCCACGUUCCCUACGGUCAUAGCAUAUGUAAUCGACACCCCGCGAACUAGCUCUACCAGCACGUUCAUGAGCAACAUGUUAUAUGCAUGCAGUAUAUUGUACAAGACAAAACUUCCGAUGAUUCUGGUCUUCAAUAAAACCGAUGUCAAAGAUGCUGAGUUUGCAAAGGAAUGGAUGACAGACUUUGAGGCCUUUCAAGAAGCUUUGAGACAUGAAGAAGAGAUGGGAAGCUUCGGUGGCAUUGAAGGCGGAGAUGGUGGCCUCGGUGGUGGAAGCGGCUACAUGGGGUCGUUGCUGAACAGCAUGAGCCUCAUGCUGGACGAGUUCUACCGCCAUCUCAGCGUUGUUGGGGUAAGUUCUAUGACUGGCGAUGGGGUGGAUGAGUUCUUCGAGGCGGUCGACGAGAAGGCCAAGGAGUUUGAAAGAGACUACCGCCCAGAGCUGGAGAGAAGGCGGAAAGAGCGGGAGCAGCAGCGAGAGAGCAGAAGAGAGCAAGACCUGGGCAGACUAAUGAAGGACAUGUCCGUUUCUGGAGGAAAGCGUCCUCAGAAGGAAGAACCAGAAGUGAUCAGCGACCUCGAGGACGAAGGCGAGGAUAUCGAAGCAGAGAUGGUGGAACCAGAUGAUGAUGAUGAUGAUCUGGCCAUUGAUGAUGACCAGCAACGCGAGAAGAUCGACACUGCCCUAUCGGACAGAUAUAAGCAAGCGCUUGCUAAGGAAGGUGACGCCGGCCAUGCUCCAUCAGGAGAAGACUUUAGUUUCGCCAGGUACCUGCGAGCGAACCAGUAAACCAAGAUACACCAUUAGGCAGCAAAAUGUCCAAGCAAGGAGAAGCGGGCGUUGGUAGUAAAAUAUUUGAGGCUUUUGCCGGGGGGCGUUGGUUGGAAUAUUCUUAUGCAAUAUGUGGCUAGACUCAUUUCACAUUCUUAGAAGAAACCAUAAUUAUCAAUAAUUACCGUGUUUGCGACUUGAAGGGAUGACAAUUAAUAUUGUGAUACAUCCACAAUCUAUACUUCGCUUACUAUGAUCGAAC
Xylona heveae TC161 is the source of this 1525-nucleotide messenger RNA. RefSeq names its product putative GTPase npa3. Gene Ontology annotation, molecular function: GTPase activity. The transcript has 3 exons. The record is from RefSeq and is a predicted model, not a curated record. NCBI's taxonomy places the organism in Eukaryota, Fungi, Ascomycota, Xylonomycetes, Xylonales, Xylonaceae. Bases 76 to 1281 code for a protein of 401 amino acids.